Molecule: messenger RNA, 646 nt
Organism: Elaeis guineensis (African oil palm)
Lineage: Eukaryota; Viridiplantae; Streptophyta; Magnoliopsida; Arecales; Arecaceae
Biological process (GO): intracellular protein transport
Cellular component (GO): Sec61 translocon complex
Source: RefSeq, a predicted model, not a curated record
CUCACAGGAUAGAUCCUAAACCCUCAUUUGACCGGCCGGACACGGUGCGCUUGUCAGGAUCUCUUCGAUCUCUUUCUUUCGACAUCGCUCACGAAAUUUAUUGGUGUUCCUUUGAAUCUCUUUCUGUCGAUUGGCGAUGGCGAGGGGAAGCUCGCAGUCGCAGACGUCGUCGUCCGCCGGGGGCGCGGCACGGCCGAUGACGGUGGGAGCACGGGGAACGCCAGCUGCGGCAGCAGGAAUGCGGCGACGGAGGCUGGGUGGCGGCGGAGGGGGCUCCGCCGGAGGAGGAUUCGGCGGCGGGGCCGCGGGGAGCAACAUGCUGAGGUUCUACACCGACGACGCACCCGGGCUCAAGAUGACGCCUACCGUCGUGCUGGUGAUGAGCCUCUGCUUCAUCGGCUUUGUCACUGCGCUCCACGUCUUCGGAAAGCUCUACCGCUACAGAUCCUCCGCAACCGGGGGUUCUUGAUCGAGGGGCACACGCCCACGCCUCUGUAAAAGAUCGAGGUCUUUGCUCUGUUUUCUUGCUGGAAAUUGUCUUUGCUUUAGUUGGAACUUUUUUGAUCUUAGGGUUAGAAAGAAGAGUGCUUGAGAUUGUGCUUGUUUUUUCUUCCCAAAUGAAUGAAUUGUGAUCUUUCUGCUUAAU